CAAUCCCAAAUCUCUCUCUCUCUCUCUCUCUCUCUCUCUCUCUCUCUCUCUCCAUUCUUCACUGCUAUGCCUCGUCUGAGCGCUUUCGCACUCAUUUUCUUAGUGGUAAUGGCCUCAUUUGUGUCAACUCUGGAAAGCAGAAAGCUCUUGGAUGUAAAGAAGGACGAUGCCGAGUACAAGAAGAAAGAGGCUUCUCUGUUUCUAAGUGCCCUUCCGAAGGGCAACGUGCCUGCUUCUACCCCAAGCAAGAAGGGUCACGCCGUCGUCGUCAACGAAAAGCUCAUCGCACGCCAUCUUAGCGGCGAACCAAAUCGGAUUCUGGCGCAGUCUGUUCCAAGCCCCGGCGUCGGCCAUUGAUUAGUAUCAGUUAUAUAUUCGCAAUAACUAUUCGUAUUUUUUUUCAUUGACUGUUAGAUCUCUAUAGUCACUACAGUUUUGGAAUUUUUUUAAUUUUUAAUUUUUAUAGUGGAGUGGUUAGGUAUAGAAUUUAAAGAGUUGAAGAGAACUGUAUAGACAGUAUAUUGUUGGGAUUCAUUUUUAUAAUCUGCAUCCCUUUAGAUAUUAUAAAGACGGUGCUUGUACUGUUUUACAAGACCUUAUUGUACCAUUGUUCAUAUUCUUUAUUAUAUGUGGUUGCCCUUUUUUCUUUU
Messenger RNA from Pyrus x bretschneideri (Chinese white pear), 650 nucleotides. RefSeq names its product precursor of CEP14. The transcript has a single exon. The record is from RefSeq and is a predicted model, not a curated record. Lineage: Eukaryota; Viridiplantae; Streptophyta; Magnoliopsida; Rosales; Rosaceae. Gene Ontology annotation, biological process: response to osmotic stress; cellular response to nitrogen starvation. The coding region runs from base 67 to 357 and encodes 96 amino acids.